Cydia strobilella is the source of this 4540-nucleotide messenger RNA. RefSeq lists its product as uncharacterized. The transcript has 7 exons. Lineage: Eukaryota; Metazoa; Arthropoda; Insecta; Lepidoptera; Tortricidae. The record is from RefSeq and is a predicted model, not a curated record. Bases 267 to 1394 code for a protein of 375 amino acids.
ACUGAAUGUGAUGUGCUUUAAUUGUGCGUUAUUGUUUUUUCUUAAGAUUUACCAACCGAUCACACGUUUAUACGGCCUGGAUCAACAUUUAGAACCGAACUCCUGCAACCUUGUCGUUGGCAAAAUUGUCCUGCUGGACAUGCCAUUAAAAACAAAAACUGAACAGUGCAUUGUUUUCAAACACUAUUUAAUAACCCUAUCGAGACGCUAUCCGAGUAAAAAAGACAAUAUAAAUAUUAAUAUUCAUUAUCUAUAACAAUUUUACAAUGUCCUGUGCUAUGCGCUGGUGCAAUUCACACCAUAAGAGGAAGGAAGAAGAAGGUUAUAGCUUUCACAGAUUUCCCAAAUUAAACACCCCGGUUGGAGAGAAAUGGCUAAAUUUUUUGCGCUUUUGCAAUGAAGAUAACGAUUGGCUGCCAAGAAAAUGUGACAAGCUGUGUUCGAAACAUUUCACCACGGAUUCUUUUUUUAUAAACUUCAAUAAUUCACGUACUUAUUUAAAGGAGCAAGCUGUACCCACAAUAAUCGGCCCCGUCACUAAUAAAAAGGUUUCACGUAAUGUUAAUGUUACACAGAAAAAGAUGCCAUCAGCCUCUGACGUCAUGGUCAUGGUACCCAGCCCCAGUACCAUUGUGGGAGACCCAGAUGAGAUAAGAGAGAGUUUAUCGGCCACGGACCCACUGGGCAGCUCCAGUAGCGAUACGGAAUACCUAGAUGAAAUUAAAAAGAGUCCAUCGUCAUCCGACACCAUGGUAUCAAGCCCCAGCUAUGAAAUGGAAGUCCUGGAGGAGUUUGAUGAGGAUCCAUUAGUGACCCAAACUACUGUCGUAUCUUCUGCCAACAAAGUCCACUCGUGUUGUGACAUAAAUAAAGAACUUUCAAAAAAAAUUAAACUGUUACAAAAGUCAGUAAAUAGAAUACAAAAGGUAGCAACGCGACGCCAAUUAACAAUUGCAGCUUUGAGAGCGCAACUUAAAAGACUUAGAAAACGUAAAGAAGCUGAAAGCGAGAACCUGAUUAGGUUCGUACAGAAAGAAAUAGAUGACAAAGAAUACAUCACUGUUAUGAAGUGUUUAAGGAAGAACCCGUUACUUGAUCACUUUAUUUCCUCUGCGAGGGGGAAGUUAUCAGAGAACAACGCUGGUCUGAAGAAAUAUGCGAUGACGCUUCAUCUAGUUUCACCGCGCGCGUAUAAUUUCGUGAGAGAGGAAUUCGACUUGGCUUUACCUCACCCAGAAACCGUAGCCAAAUGGUGCCGAAGAGUGUACAAUCCUGAUCUUACUGAAGAAGAUACGGAAUACGAUCCUGGUUUUACGAAAGAAGAAUACGAAGCUAUCAAGGAGAGGGUUAAAGAAAAUGACGCCCAACCUGUGUACUUAGUUCUAAUGGAUUAAAUUGUAUCAAAGAGGAUAUAAUAUUAUAGAGCGGUACUGUCACAGUAAAUUUUGUAGCCACAGUAAAUUCACUGCCAUCUAUCGACACACUUUAAAACUAAAAAUGAAGAUAUAACAUUUUAAACUCGCGGUUUGAACACAUAUUAAAUCACAUUUACAAAAUUCGCGAUAGACCCGUUUGUAAAUGUGAUUUAAAAAUGAAGAUUUUAAAAAUACGAUAAAAUGUAUUUAAAUAUGGAUAAAUGAUUUUUUUUAGUUGCAUUAAUCAUUUUUAUAUGAUUUUGACCCAUGUUCUUUCACUGAUAUGCGAUAAAUUGGUAAAUAACAAACGAAACCGUCAACGCCCUCUAUACGAGAGUAGGCCGAAGGUAGUAGCGCCAUCUGAACGAGAAUCAAAUUUUCGUGAUUUUCGAGGCACGUUUUUUCCUUAGACUGUAUCCAUCUAUUACGGAGUUAUAUCUAUCUUAGAUGGUAUUAACACUAGGCCCGAAGGCCGAGCUUCACGUAGGGCCGAAGGUUGGUCCUCAGACACAGAACAAUAGUACACUGUAUAGUACAGUGGUACAGUGUGUAUAAGAGAAUCUGAAUAUCGUGUUACAGUGUGAAGGGCGCCCCGUGAGGGACAGAACAUACGCAAUUCGACAAGAUUAAAACACGUUUUAACACUCCUGACAACAUACCAAAAGCAACCUACGUAAUUUGGUCGGGUUUAUUGUUGUUAAGAGGCCGGUGUCGAUUUUAGUCGCAAAAAUGUAAAAUUGAUAGAUUUAGUCCGUGAAAUUUUACACCUUUUGUUACCUAAUUGAAAUAACAAGUACUGGUUUCUAUUAGCACGUCUUCUUAUCUUACCUUUUAUCAGAUCAGUUUUUUUUUUAAACAGACUCACUAAAUUAGUAAUGUUUGCUUUUCUGAUGGCCGUUUAGGUAAAGGCGCGUAAAGCACUGAUUUUGUCGCUCUUAUUUGUAAAGUUUGGACUGCUAAACAUGGUAAUUUUGCAUUACACAUAUCCUGUACUUGACGUUUUGCAGACUACAUUUUUAUUAUUAGGACUUUGAAGUAGUGUAAAUGAAAGUUAGACGAAAUCAAUUUUCUCCAGAAAUUACUUCAAAACAAGUGACAAUUUCUCUGAAAAUCGACUUAAUUUCAACGUGAUUUUGAUACUUAAACAAUCUACAACGUUUGCUGAAACUAUUCUUAUACAUCAAUUUGUAUAAUUUACCACCAUGAUUUUUUGAUGAAUUUUUAAAAACUGCCCCUUCUCUUCAUGCAUUACCGGUGACGCACGCUCGCGACCUCAUUAUUAAAAGGCAAGAUGAGAAGACGUGCUAAUAGAAAUCAAUACUUGUUAUUUAGAUAUUACGUAACAAAACGUGUAUAAUUUCAACGACUAAAUCUAUCAAUUUUACAUUUUUGCUCCAAAAUCGACUACGGCCUCUUAAUAAAAACGGUGGACAACGGAAAAGUGAGACUUUGACAAGGACAAACAAUAAUAGCGCUUUCUCUGCUACUCCUACUGAAAGUUCCACAAGAGCAUCUCGUUAUGUCAGAUGGGGAGGGGCCAUUUCCUCUCUAUAUUAUUGUACCUCUAUGGUCAAAGCGCGCUCUGAGUGUCGCUUGGCCAGACCUUACAUUGAGAACAACUGCGGCGCCCUGUAUAGUCUAUGUCAGAGCCCGCGAAGCCUUCGGCCUUCACAUUUAGACACUUGUACGACUGUUCUGUGUUUGAGCACUAAACUCUCGGACGCUUCGGGCUUUCGGCCCCACGCGGACCUCGGCCUUUGGCCUGUUUUUAAACACAAAAGUCGCGCCUCUCUUGGACGCUUUAUGUAUAACGUCGGCAGUGGACGUAUUUUGAGUAAUUUGUAUAAAAAUAUCGUAAAUUCAUUUGUUCAGUUGUCGAUGAAAAAAAUAAACCUAUACCUAUAUUAUGCAAAUGGAUAUAUUUUAAGUAAAUAUUCAUGCCAAGUUAUAUGUAAAAUUUAAUAAUAUAAUAUAUAUACAGUGUGGAAGUAAAUUAUGGGCCCUGAAGGGAAUGUACCUUAAAACCUUAAGUUAGCUCAUUUUGCUUAAAGGAAACAUUCUUUUUUUUUAUAAAUAAAACUGCACUCAAAGAAUUUUUUAAAUUCGCCUGUCUCGCCCGGGAAUCAAACCGACUAAAAAGUCCAAAAAAAUUAUAACCUCUAUUUUAUUCUACUAGAACGAAUGAAAAUUUACUUGCAUCAAACAAGUGUAUAUAUCAUGGAGAAAUAUAAGUAAAGAAAGAGUGGUAACUCCAUACAUCAGUGCGCGCGCCUUAUUUCGUAGUCGCCAUCUAGCGUCAAGUAGCGGAACAGCGGAACUCUCAGUACUGCUAUUCGACAAUAGAUGUAGCGGCAAACAAAAAAUCUUAUAACCGGAUUAAUCGGAACUCUGUUCUGAACUUCUUCGGCUUGUAACAUUAGUUGUAAAUUGUUGAGCAAUACACUUUUCGUCAGUCGCGACACUCGUGACAUCUGGUGACAAGUAGCGGUACUGAUAAAUCCGCUAAUCGACAAAAAAUAUAUACGAUUAAUACAAAACUAAUUACAAUUUAAGUAUAGGUAUACCUAAUCUAAGAUUCGGUACCGGUAUUUAAACUUCUUAAUAAACCGAUUAAUAACCCGUUAAACACAAUAAUAGAAAUGUGUUGUGAGAUAUUUUAUUACAAAUUAUAAUGAUGCCUCGUAGCUUCACGAAAAUCUUUUUUUUGAUAUGUGAGUACCUGCUAAAUAUUUUGUUUAUUUGUUUAAUACUUUUAAUAGGUACAUUUAAAUAAUUGGUUACUGUAUUUCAACUAUUUACUAGAUACCAGUAUAAUGUACCUACAGUAGAGCGAUAAGGUGUAAUGCAAAAUGUAAUAUACGUAGGUAUCUUAUUUUCCCUAUACCAAAUUUUUAUUUUUAGGCAUAUACACGACUCCAGUAGAACUAAGAAAAAUACACCUAGGAAUUCAGGACAAUAUCUCUAUUUCACAAGUACCCAUAGACUCAUAUAUCCCCAGUUUAAUGAAACAAUUAAAAUCGGCAGUGGACAUCGACCAAUUUAUAACUGACGAAGCGUUAUUACGUAAAUAUAUAAGAAGAAGUCUCCAGGGAACUAUACAAUUAAAACCAGAGAGUAGACGAGUA